Protopterus annectens (West African lungfish) is the source of this 2303-nucleotide messenger RNA. It is a transcript of the gene NHLH1, whose product is annotated as nescient helix-loop-helix 1. The coding region runs from base 390 to 758 and encodes 122 amino acids. Gene Ontology annotation, biological process: regulation of transcription by RNA polymerase II. The record is from RefSeq and is a predicted model, not a curated record. The transcript is spliced from 2 exons. NCBI's taxonomy places the organism in Eukaryota, Metazoa, Chordata, Ceratodontiformes, Protopteridae. Gene Ontology annotation, molecular function: DNA-binding transcription factor activity, RNA polymerase II-specific; RNA polymerase II cis-regulatory region sequence-specific DNA binding; protein dimerization activity.
GUCCCAUCUGGUACCCUAUGCCUCACUCUUUAUAUAUCUAUAUUUUUCCCAAUAUUUUGGAUAUAAAUGUGAGGCUCUUCAUCUGUGCUUUACGUGUCUUUGACUUCUUAAAGAAAGACAGAGAAGAGAAAUACAGGGAAAGGAACAUCCUAAUUAUUGUGUAGUCAGAGCUAAAAUAUUCCAGUAAAUUUCCCCAGGAGGCACUACACAUCACAGAGUCUGUUUAUGGAGUAAAAUGAUCAAUUUCACUUUGAUGAUGAAGCUACUAACAUCUUAGCUGGCACCUGAUGACUACAUUUGCACCAGAAGCAAGUGGCAGCCACUUUAUUUUCUCACAUUGCAGGAAUAACUUCAGGAGAAACAGUACCGUUUUUAUAUUGUAACAGAAGAUGAUGCUCACAUCAGAUCAAACAGAUAUUGACCUUCCCCCAACAAUUUCUGAAUCAGAAUCAGUCUUCAGCGAUGGCAGCGGGGGUACAGGAGGAGGAGCAAAUGGUGAAGAAAGUGGGGAGAACCUGAAGAAGGAACUGCAACACCUAAGCAGGGAGGAACGUCGAAGACGUAGACGAGCUACAGCCAAGUAUCGCACAGCACAUGCAACACGGGAACGCAUUCGUGUGGAGGCCUUCAAUUUGGCCUUUGCUGAGCUUCGUAAACUGCUGCCCACCCUGCCGCCUGACAAGAAGCUCUCCAAAAUUGAAAUCCUUCGGUUGGCCAUUUGUUACAUCUCCUACCUCAACCAUGUCCUGGAUGUAUAAAAUACAUCAGCAGGAAGUACAGACUGGGAAGACAGAGAAAGAAAAGGACAAACAGAAAGAAAGAGCGAGAAAGGAAACUUCAUCUGUACUGUUUGAAUGUAAACAUCACCAAUGAAUUUGGUGACUUGGAACUCUGGUGACAAUAUCUACCCCUUCACAAAAGCUAAACAGAACUCAGUAUAUACUGGCAAACCUACUGCUUGAUAUAUAUUAAGUUGGGUGUUUGUGAUGGGGACUGCACUUUUCAGAGAGACUCUGGCUCUAAUGAGAGCCAGGAAUAACAAAACCAUAACAAAGGAACUUUUGUAAUUAGACAGAAAAAGUUAGAAUUUUUUUAUGUGAUUCUGGCAAGUGUCGCUUAUGCUGCCUGGGUUUCGAAUAAGGGACAUCUUGUCCCGUGGGGUGAAAGUUUACAGUGGUUUCCUAGCAAUAUACAGGAUUCUCAAAAUGCACUUGGGAGCAAACCUUCUUUUUUUCUUCACCUUCUCUCCUAUCCACUUCCUUUCUUUCUGACAUUCCUUAUACGUUACCUUCUGACAUUCCUUAUACGUUACCUUCUGACAUUCCUUAUACGUUACCUUUCAUUCUUUUGUCAUCAUGCUUUCAUUCUCUCCAUCUACUUCCCAUUUACUUGCUUUCUCUUUGGUCCACUUAUCUCAACUAAAUACUGAUACUUGUCGUAAAUGCACAAAUGAUCUAUUGUUUCAAUUAAUUGGUGUAUUUAUUAUGUUAUUGUACAAAAUUUCUGGUAUCAGAAGUUUACUUAUAUUUUUAUUUCAUAACUUAUUAUAAUUUAUUUAUUCGAUGUGCACUUUCUAUGGUUAACCAGUAUAAUGGAAUAUAGGUAACUGCACUUAGGUGUGAUAAGCAUCCUAUAUACCACCAUGUCUGCGUGUGCUUGUAUAUGUGAUUUGUCAGUGUACUACACAUAAUUUGGUUCUCUCAAUAUCCCUGGCAAUUUAUUUCCUAUUUCUUAUAUUUUGAUCUAAAAUUAAAUAAGGUCUGGUUGGGACAGUGAUACACAAGUUGAUUAUAAUUGCAUGUACAUGCAAAGGCACUUCAAGUACUGUGGAAAUGUUUUUAUUGUAAAGUGCUUUUAUAUUAAAACAAGACCCCUUCAGUUAUGGGAAAUCUUUCCCACGGUAUUUCCCUCCACUUAACUCAAAAUGUCUGCCUUUUAGUUAUCUCCUAGUAAUUUCUGAUUAUACAAAUUUAAUAACAGAAAAUUGUGAUGCAGCAUAAAGGUAUUCUUUGAGUAGGAAACGAAUCACAUGAACCUUGUAAAAUGCAACUACUGUACAAGAUCUGUGAAUAGAAAUAAAUUUUGUUUUUAAAAAAAUAUGGCUUAAGUUUCUUGUAGCUGCAAAAAAGCCAGACUUAAAAGCUACAACUCUUGCAGUUGUAUGUUUGGCAGACAGAUAGCUCUAACAGAUUUCUGCAAACAAAGCAACACCUCCCAUAAACCAUUCGGUACAAUGUUAAGAAAAAAAGGAAUAAAGUGAUAAGAUUGCAAAAUGUGACAUGGCCAUGAAUUAAAGUUCUAAA